Molecule: messenger RNA, 2570 nt
Organism: Vigna unguiculata (cowpea)
Lineage: Eukaryota; Viridiplantae; Streptophyta; Magnoliopsida; Fabales; Fabaceae
Product: protease Do-like 10, mitochondrial
Biological process (GO): proteolysis
Molecular function (GO): protein binding; serine-type endopeptidase activity
Source: RefSeq, a predicted model, not a curated record
UAAGUGGUUUUCUUGGAAAAUUAGCUCAUCUUGAGGCACAAAAGCUGAAUAAAUGAUAGAGAUCAGAAGAAGUAACAGCUAUGCUAAGAAUUAGGUUAAAAUAGGAUAAAAACAGGAAAUAUCAAAAUCAAGGGAAAGGAGGAGGAACAUUUUCUGAAGCCAUGGAUCUCUGCUUUUGAUACCAUAUUGAAUGAAAAACUGAUGCCAACUUGGGAUAGAGGGGUGGACAUCCUGAAGAUUGUGGGUUAUUAUUCAUCAGAAAAGACUGAAUAUCUGUAUGUAUGAGGGAAGGUGAUGUGUUCUCAAUGGAAGGUUCUAUUCGGUUGGAUAGUGCGAGAGGUUGAAAGGUUAGGAUGUAUAUUGAAGCUAUAGAAUAUGAGUGAACCAUUUGGGAAAAUGAUUUGAAGCUAGUGGGUGUGGGUUGAAGAAGGCUGUCCCAAUAGGGUAAUGGUUGUAUUGUUGUUUGUGAAGGUAAGGCUUGGAUUGGCGAAGCUGACAGAAAUUUCCCCUAUCGUUGAUAGACAUUCUAGACAAAUGUUGAAAAACCAGGUCAAUGAAAUGGAAACACGAAAAGAAAAAAAUGCACAAUUGAGCACUUGAGAUAGAUAGAGAAUUUAGUAGAUAUUUUUUUUAGAAAAAAAGCGAACAACAAAGGCGGUCCUUUUUAAAAAGGAAAACAGGGAUGCUGCAGAAGAAAACUGAAACAAAAUUGAAGAAUAUAGUGAAAACUGAAGAGUGUAUUUUAAACUGAGAUUUCGUACAAGAUGAAACCAAAUAAUAAAAAGAUAAUAGAACUUUUAUGUGGAAGAAAGUGAAAGCUUGUGAAAUAGAGUAAUUAAAAUAUGAAACAGAAAGAAGAACAUACAUAAAAUAACAAGAAAUAAUUUACAUACUAGAGAGUUUUAUACAUAUCUAUAAAGCUCUUCUCUAAAUUUAAAGCUCAUAUGUUGAAACCUGUAGCAAGGCAUCUUCCAAGUGCAAAUAGAGCAUCAAGCUGUGAGAAAUUGUUUUAGUAAAAUAUAUAAGUAUCCCUAAAUUUUACAAUCCAAUUGGUUUAAAAGGGAGAAUCAGGGAGGAGUUAUCAUGAGCAACCUUUCAUCUUGUAACAGAAGCCGGACAAAUGUGUUAGAUGAUGCCAUUGACUGCACUGCAUAUCAUCAUCACGGAGUUACUAGAUCAUGUGUACAACCAUGCAAACUAUCAUCACGAAGUUACUAGAUCAUGUGUACGACAAUGCAAACUAUCAUCACGAAGUUACUAGAUCAUGGGUACAAAACCAUGCAAACUAUCAAGUAUUGCUUUUCUGAUCAAACAUAAAUUUUGCACACUAGAUUACUUCCUUCCUUUCAUAUCGGAUGUUGCAGUUACAUAAUACAGUUUCUCUAAUAAAGCAUUUUGUGUAGAAGACCAUGGAAAAUAUAUUGGAUUUUGUGAAGCAUUCUAUAUUAUAUAUUCUGCUUUUCUGAUCAAACAUAAUUUUUGUACACUAGAUUACUUCCUUUCAUAUUGGAUGUUGCAGUUACAUUAUACCUGUUCCUGUAAUAAAGCAUUUUAUAUCUGGUGUAGAAGAAAAUGGAAAAUAUAUUGGAUUUUGUUCUCUGGGUUUGUCAUGCCAGACUACUGAAAAUGUGCACCUCAGAAACCAUUUUAGCAUGAGACCUGAUAUGACUGGGGUGAUUGUAAGCAAAAUUAAUCCACUUUCAGAUGCAUACAAGAUUUUGAAGAAAGAUGAUAUUAUACUUUCAUUUGAUGGUGUUCUUUUAGCAAAUGAUGGGACAGUUCCUUUUCGAAACAGAGAACGGAUAACAUUUGAUCACUUGGUGUCUAUGAAGAAACCUAAUGAAAAAGCAGUAGUCAGAGUUCUGCGGGAUGGCCAAGAGCAUGAUCUUAGCAUUAUUCUCCAGCCCAUCCAACCGCUAGUUCCAGUCCAUCAGUUUGAUAAACUUCCAAGUUAUUACAUUUUCGCUGGUCUGGUAUUUGUUCCACUCACUCAGCCAUACCUUCAUGAGUAUGGGGAAGAUUGGUAUAAUAGUUCACCUCGUCGUUUGUGUGAGCGGGCACUAAGGGAAUUGCCCAAGAAAGCAAAUCAACAACUUGUUAUCCUCUCUCAGGUCUUGAUGGAUGAUAUCAAUGCUGGAUAUGAGCGUCUUGCAGAAUUACAGGUUUUGAAGGUUAAUGGGACAGAAAUUGACAAUCUAAAACACUUGCGCCAACUUGUUCAAAGCUGUAAUGCAGAAUUCUUACGAAUUGAUUUGGAUGAUGAUCGAGUCAUUGUCUUGAACUAUGAAAUGGCAAAAGCUGCCACUUCGAGCAUUUUGAAGCGUCACAGAAUACCUUCGUCAGUGUCCAUUGAUCAUCUUGACACAGAAUAAUUACAAUUCGGACUGACAUGCUCAUUUUGAAAUUAUUGCGACUUCUACCUGAUAUUACUGGGUUGUGAUUAGUAGUUAAUUUAUUGAAACAUCUGUAAUAGCGUUCCUAAAAUUUCAAUUGAAAAGGACAGAUAAUGACAAUACAAACGGCUAUGAAACCUUAUGAUGAAUAGGAAAAUGAAGAUUUCAUUCAGUUAA